AUGACCAGGACAGCUAUCGUGGUGGGCGGCUCAUUAGCCGGCCUAAUGCACGGCAUAAUCCUCAAAGAAAACGGAUUCAAGGUCCAAGUCCUGGAACGCAGCGCGCCUGAAGUUCUGGACAGCGAGGCGGCGGGAAUACGCGCAGGGCCCGAGGUUCAUGACUUCAUCGAGCAGCAUGUUCGGCCUUCGUUCGAUUACGCAGUCACCGCGGAAAAGGCCGAAAUUGUGGACGGCGAUGGCAACGUUGUUGAUGAGCUUCCGUUUCCGGAUCCGUUGAGAUUGACGACUUGGAAGAUUAUUUAUGAUAUGCUCAAGGGCGCGCUACUAGAGGCUGUCAAUGGACAGCAAGUCGCGACAUACGAAACUCGUCAGAUGGUCCAGGACGUUCAGCUAGUUGGUGAAAAGGUCGAGGUAAAGGUUUUGGACCUGGAAAAAGCCACGUCGACGUCAAUCGAAGGCGAUCUGGUCAUUGCAGCAGACGGAGCGCAUUCCGCAAUCCGCAAAAAGCUUUGUCCCGAAGUGAAACCCCAGUAUGCCGGAUAUGUCACCUGGCGCGGUCGCGUUCCCGAGACAGCUGUAUCUCCACAGACCAGAGAAGCCUUGCGAAACCGAUGCAUGAUCCUACGCGUCGAGGGCGGCUACCAGAUAUCGUACUACGUCCCCAGCGACGCCGACCCAAAGUCUUCGCGGCGAGACUUCGUCUGGAUCUGGUACGACAAUCUGGUACCGGACUCACAAGAAUUCACCGAGACUAUGACCGACGUCGAUGGAAAAUUGCGCCACAGUACCAUUCCACGGGGGAAAAUGGACCCGAUAGUAUGGCAGCGUGCCGUCGCUCGUAAGAGUACAGUCGUAAACCCGCACUUCAUUCACCUGAUGGAAUCUAUCACCGAGCCCUUCGUCACAGCCAUCAGCGACUUCGCGGGCCAGCGCUCCGUCUUCUUCGACGGGAGGUUGCUGCUGGUAGGUGAUGCGUUCACGCUUUGUCGGCCGCAUGGGGGUGGGAGUACGAGCCAGGCGGCGUUUCGGGCGCAGACGCUUGACAAGACUUUACGGGGAGAGAUAACACUGGAGCAAUGGGAGGAGACCUGUUUGGCCGAGGCGAAAAAGGCUGCCAUGUUUAGUUUGGCUAUGGCGGAGUUCUUUUGGAGGGGGAAGGUGGAGAAAGCGGAGAGUGAGGCGGGAGGAGCGAAGUAG
Messenger RNA from Parastagonospora nodorum SN15, 1197 nucleotides. RefSeq lists its product as hypothetical. NCBI's taxonomy places the organism in Eukaryota, Fungi, Ascomycota, Dothideomycetes, Pleosporales, Phaeosphaeriaceae. Gene Ontology annotation, molecular function: FAD binding. The record is from RefSeq and is a predicted model, not a curated record. The transcript has 3 exons. The coding region runs from base 1 to 1197 and encodes 398 amino acids.